CUUCUUUCUCAUCAUCCCCCCUUCUCAUUUACCGCACAACACUCAUCAUGUCCGAGAUCAAGACCUUCACCAUCGCCGACUUGGCCCAGCACAGCUCCAAGAGCAGCCUCUACCUCGCUGUCGGAGGCAAGGUCUACGACUGCACUGAUUUCAUUGACGAGCACCCCGGUGGAGAGGAGGUCUUGAUUGACGAGGCUGGCAAGGACGCGACUGAGUCCUUCGAGGACGUCGGACAUUCGGAGGAGGCCCGCGAGAUUAUGCACAAGAUGUAUGUCGGAGAGUUCAAGGACGAUGGUGCUGGAAAGAAGGCCAAGGCUACGUCCUCGAUGACUCCUAAGCCUAUCCCUGCGGGCGAGAGCUCGGACUCUGGAAGCCGCUCAUACAUCGUUGCCUUGGCUGUUGUUGCUGGCUGCGUGCUCUGGAAGUUCUUACUGUAAAAGAAACCAACUUGCUCUCUUUACAUAUCUCCUCCAUUUGCUAUUCUACGUCAACUUAGAGUCUUAGAUACGCUCUAAGCUUCAAUAAACAACAUACUUAGUAAUCAC
Messenger RNA from Gamsiella multidivaricata, 545 nucleotides. Its product is annotated as cytochrome b5. The transcript is spliced from 4 exons. The coding region runs from base 48 to 437 and encodes 129 amino acids. Gene Ontology annotation, cellular component: intracellular membrane-bounded organelle; endoplasmic reticulum membrane. The record is from RefSeq and is a predicted model, not a curated record. NCBI's taxonomy places the organism in Eukaryota, Fungi, Mortierellomycota, Mortierellomycetes, Mortierellales, Mortierellaceae. Gene Ontology annotation, molecular function: heme binding.